Messenger RNA from Quercus lobata, 2054 nucleotides. RefSeq lists its product as uncharacterized. The record is from RefSeq and is a predicted model, not a curated record. Bases 589 to 1821 code for a protein of 410 amino acids. NCBI's taxonomy places the organism in Eukaryota, Viridiplantae, Streptophyta, Magnoliopsida, Fagales, Fagaceae. The transcript is spliced from 14 exons.
CCCUCCUCCAUCAUAUCACUUAUCUUCCCUCUCUCUCAUACUUUUUCUUGCAAUUUCGGCAACAAUGUUGCCGAAAUUCACCAUCUUUCCUCAUUGUCUCAAAUAACUUUGAACAGUGCUUAUAUCACCAAUGAACUCAGUUUUUUGCAAUAUUCAACCAAAAGACUCCCUAGAUCAAACCUAAUUUUGUUCAUUUCAAUUUUUAAUUUGAAGUGCCAAGUAUUUCCCAACAAAUCUUUUUUCUUUUAUUUUUUACCAAAAUAAAGAGAGUUUUAUCGCGGAGGGGUGGGAGUCUAUGGUAGGAGUCCCUUGAACCGUUACUUUUGCGAGUCUGAGGGUUGUGGUUCAAAUCGUGGCGCUUCAGUUUAAGAUUCUGUGCACACAUAGAUAAUCCCAAACAGUUUUGAUGGUCCAUGCCAUAGAAUCCACGUUUAAGUGAGCAGGCAAUGAUACCCGUGGUGCCCUUCUUUUGUUAAAAAAAAUUUAAAAAAAAAAAAAAAUGAUAGUUUUAAACUAUAAUUUGAACCUGUCCACCAGUAAACGACACUCGCAUUCGCAAGUAACAGUGUGCAACCAAACCCCAAAAAAAUGGAAGAACUAAGGAAGCUAGAACAAGUACAGAGAACGCUCAAAUUCAUGGAGUCUCGUGCUAUAUCGACCUCUUCCGAUCCCGACUCCAAUCGCUUCCUCGCCAAUCUCAUUCUCCUCUUGGUACAACCGUGUGGAGAACUUGACAUGGACAACAAGUGCACUUUGGUCUCCACACAUAUGCCAAAGAUUUCGGUUGCAUUUCUGGAGGAAGCUUCGCUCUUGAUUACUAAGGAAAGCAUAACAGAAGCAGAAGAUGAGCGUAAUGGCCCUUGUCAAAAUGUUGUUGAUAAUUCUAUGCAGCUUGAUUGUGAGAAUGAGACGUAUUCUGGUAUGUUGCAAACUAAUUUUGAAGGCAUGGCUAUGGUUGGUUUGGAUGCAAUGCAACGAGCAAAUUCUACCCUUGAGGAUUUUUGCAGAUCCUAUUUUAUGUUUCAUGGGAUGGAUGUAAACAAGCCACAGUCAUUAUUCAAACAUUUACCUGUGCUUUCAUUCACAGAAAGUUUUAUUUAUCAGCUGGAUAGUUUGAAUGAAAAGAUAUUGCAUCUACCAACCAGUGGAGCCUCUGUUUCAGAAAGAGGAUGCAAGGAUGGACAUCAGAGGUUGAUUACUCAGUUCACAGAUACAUUUAAAAGCGACCCUUUCAGACCACUGGUGGGCCUACUUGAGUGUCUCGGUAUUUUGAUAGAGAGGAUAAGAGAUGAAUUGAAGUGUGGAGAAGAGUAUUGGGCUCUAGAAAGAAAGCUCUGUCAUGCACUAAUGAGCCAAGAGAAGAUCUCUGUUGAAGAUGUGAUAAGGGCGAUUCACCUAAAAUCAUUUGAUUAUCGAAUUCUAAAUCUUCUUCUAUAUCAGUUGAGAGGAGAAAAGGUCAAUGAUUUGCAUAUGGAAUUUCUCUCUGUGUCAGAAUUCCUAGUGGAGGUAUCUGAUGAUUUGUUUGACUAUGAGGAUGAUGUACUAGAGAAUAGUUUCAAUGUUUUGCGCAUGUUUGUCAGAAUAUAUGGAGCUUCAAGAGCCCCAAUUAUGCUGGCAAGAUACAUUACUGAGGCUGAGCAGAAGUAUGAGAGUCUACUGAAAACCUUGGAUCCCCAACUAUCCUUGAACUACCAGAAAAGAUGUGAAGAAGCCACUAAAGAAGGUGGGAAGAUAUCUGGACAUAUACUUGGAACGUGGAGCAUACCGCCUGUGAUUGUAGAUGAGGAAUUAUAUCGAUCUAACUUCCAAAAUUCUAAAUGAAUAGAGGUAUCUGGUUGACACUUGACAAGUGGUUGAAUAAAAAGAAGGCUGAAAUCUAUUGAUUUUUACUAUUUGAUUGAUGCAACGUGCAAUUUUAACCCUUGUGUGUCCAUAUUAUGUUAUAUUUUUUUCCAUCUCUUAUUUCUACUCUGAUUUAUGGGUAGUUCUUGUAAAAACAAUGUGCACAUCACUGGCCCCCUUUUAAUGCAAUGGUUGUGUCUAGAUUUAGCCAA